Molecule: messenger RNA, 2489 nt
Organism: Gasterosteus aculeatus aculeatus (three-spined stickleback)
Lineage: Eukaryota; Metazoa; Chordata; Actinopteri; Perciformes; Gasterosteidae
Gene: dhx40
Product: DEAH (Asp-Glu-Ala-His) box polypeptide 40
Cellular component (GO): intracellular anatomical structure
Molecular function (GO): RNA binding; 3'-5' RNA helicase activity; ATP binding
Source: RefSeq, a predicted model, not a curated record
ACGCCGAAUUGGCAAGUUUGCGGAAGUCUUUGAGCGAGCGUGUUGCCUUCGGGACAAAAAAACUAGAAUUGUGCUACAAGUAGCUGUUUUAUUACGUUUAUAGUACAAACACCAUCUAAACCGUGUUCCGCGUGAAUAUUAUGAAUUCAAUCCGUUCAGCUCAUCGCGGGUAGAUAUCGCGUUACUUACUCAUCAGCUAUGUCCAAAUCAACGGACUCUAAAGAAAGUGAGUCUCAACAAUCCAAACAACUACCGAUUUACCGGCACAAAGCCGAGCUGAUCCGGGCGGUCAAAGACAGCACUUUCCUGCUGGUCACCGGCGAGACCGGCAGCGGGAAAACCACGCAACUUCCAAAGUAUCUCCAUCGAGCAGGUUUCUGUAAAGAUGGCAAAAUUGGAAUCACUCAGCCCCGCCGGGUGGCCGCCAUCACGGUGGCCCAACGGGUGGCCCAGGAGAUGCACUGCACUCUGGGUAAAGAGGUUGGCUACCAAGUGCGCUUUGAUGACUGCACGUCACAGAGCACGGCGGUGAAGUACAUGACGGACGGCUGUUUGCUCAGAGAGAUCCUGGCAGAUCCCGUGCUCUCUCAGUACAGCGUGGUCAUCUUGGACGAGGUCCACGAACGCAGCCUCAACACGGAUAUUCUCCUGGGCCUAUUGAAGAAAAUGUUCUCCAAGCCUGGUAAGGCCGCCGAGGGCAGAUCUUUCCCUUUGAAGGUGGUGGUGAUGUCCGCUACCUUGGAAACGGACAAACUUUCAUCCUUUCUCGGCGACUGCCCCGUCUUCACUAUUCCCGGGAGGACUUUUCCCGUCACCUCCACAUUCGGGUUUGCUGUUGGACCUAAAGACAUCGAGAGCUCUGGUUAUGUAAAAGAGGUGGUGAAAGUGGCCCUCGAUGUGCACACUAGUGAAAAGGCCGGAGAUAUUCUUGUGUUUCUGACCGGUCAGGUGGAGAUUGAGCGUGCGUGUGACUUGCUGUAUGAAAAAGCAGAGUCCAUAGACUACCGCUAUGACGUGGAGGACCAAACCGUGGAGGGCCUUCUUAUUUUGCCCCUUUAUGGAUCCAUGCCCACAGAUCAACAGAGGCAGAUCUUUCAGCCCCCACCUUCAGGAAUAAGGAAGUGUGUCGUGGCAACGAACAUCGCAGCGACGUCUCUCACCAUCAACGGCAUAAAAUACAUCAUAGACAGCGGAUUUGUGAAGCAACUCAACCACAACUCAAGAGUGGGCAUGGAUAUCUUGGAAGUGGUGCCCAUCUCAAAGAGCGAGGCUGAGCAGAGAGCGGGUCGAGCUGGAAGAACGUCGGCCGGGAAAUGCUUUCGAAUCUACACCAAGGAAUUCUGGGAGAAGAACAUGCCCGAGUACACCGUUCCAGAGAUCCAGAGGACGAGCUUGACUGCAGUGGUGCUCACACUCAAGUGCCUGGGCGUUCAUGACGUCAUCAGGUUCCCUUAUCUGGACUGUCCGGAGGAAAGGUUUAUUCUUGAGGCUUUGAAACAACUCUACCAAUUUGAUGCCAUCGACAGGAGAGGGAGGGUGACCCGGCUGGGGGAGCUGAUGGUGGAGUUCCCCCUGCACCCAGGCCUCACCAGGGCCGUGCUCAAAGCCGCCUCGCUGGGCUGUCAGGACCUGCUGCUGCCUGUGGCCGCCAUGCUGUCGGUAGAGAACAUUUUCAUUAGGCCAGGCCACCCUGAGAAGCAGAAGGAGGCGGAUGAAAAGCACAAGGCGCUGGCCACAAAGAGCGGCAGCAUGAACGACUUUGCCACUCUCCUCGCUGUGUUUCAGUUAUGUAAAUCCAGCGGCAGGCCGUCGGCGUGGUGCAAAGAUCAUUGGGUCCACUGGAGGGCGCUGAAGUCCGCCUUCAGUGUGGAGACUCAGUUGCGCGAGAUCCUCCUCCGCCUCCAACAGAAGAGAGAUUUUCCUGUGGACACGUACGAUGGCGAGAAGAGUGAACUCUUCAGACGAUGUCUGUGCACAGGAUACUUCACCAAUGUUGCCAGAAGGUCUGUCGGAAAGGUGUUUUGCACGAUGGAUGGCCACGGCUCCAUGAUCCACAUUCACCCGUCCUCCUCGCUGUUUGACCACGAGGGCAAGCUGAACUGGAUCAUCUUCCACGAUGUGCUGGUGACCUCAAAGGUAUACGUCAGGACCGCGUGUCCUAUUCGAUACGAGUGGGUGAAGGACUUGUUACCCAAACUACACGAGGUGGACGUCUAUGAGCUGAGCAGUGUGGCAAGAGAAGAAGUGACGGAUGAGGAGAUGAAGAAAUGGGAGACCAGGGAAGCAGCCAAAAGACAACCAGAGGUUUCUACCGAGGAUGUCAUGAAGAAGCUGGAGAAGCGUAACAACGAGACCGAUGUCUGCGAUGCUCGAGCUCGCUACCUGCAACGAAAGCAACAAAGGCAACAAAAUAAAGCUCCUUGACAGAACAACGAUGUAUAGAAAAUUAUCUCUGAAUAAUAAAUAUUUGUUACAUUUAUAAUGAAAAA